CUUGAUUGAUCGCCUCGACGGCACCCAGCAGCCGCUCUUGUGCAAUUAGUGUCCUUGCGACGGCAUCCGACCGACUGGUGCACUCGAAUCGGGCGCAACGGGUACUCACUCGCCCUCAUCUGUCGAUUUUCUAGCCAUUUCUUGCGAUCGCUGCCGCACCAGCGCCAUGGAGCCCUCCGAGCUGUCCAAGUUCAACAAUGACAUCAUCUACCGCCUUGGCCGGUUCCUCAAUCCCCAGCAGAAGCGAUAUCUCUCGCUGGUGAUGCCGCAGUACUCGCCGCUGCUCCUUCCAGCCACCAGCUCGCAAGCGAGCACCUCCGAGAUUGCCCGCGCGCUGGUGCAGAUCAGCGAGGAGCCGGACGAAUGGCGCAAGCAGCCGACGAUGCUCAAGGUCGUGAUCCUCUCACCCAAGCUCAUCUACCAAAUCUACGACAACCUCAGGGUCCUUGUCAAAGAGACUUCGUCCAAGCGCCACCGCCGGUUCCAGUCGGCGAUGCAGGUCUUGCUGACCUCGGUCGAAACCUUGAUCAUUUCGAACCUCCAGGGCGACCCAGAGAUUGAGGAGAAUGUGCUCGAGAUCUGGAAGGCCGUCUUUGCUUCGGAUGGGCAGACGAAUCGCACGGGAAAGGAUGUCGAGGACCAGGCGACGUCGCCGAUGAUGCUCAAGAACCUCAAGCGCCUCAGUCUCUCGCGGGUCUCGACCGAGUUUGUGAGUCUGGUGCUUGCCCGGAUCGACCCCGAGUCCCUCACGCACCUCAAGAUCAACCACAUCGACAACCUCGACAACGGGACCAAUCCAGAGACUCUCAAGCUUCUCCGCAACUUUGUCAACCUCAGGCACAUCGACGUCUCCCACAACGAGCUUGGUCUUGGACGCUGCAGCAAGCGCACGCUGUUGUAUCUCCUGCAGAAGAAGCCCAAUCUCGAGACGCUCCGGCUCCGAUCGACCAAGCUCGGGUCGAUCACGGCGCUGGGCGCCAACCACCUCUUCCGGGCGCUCAGGACGACGACGACGCUGAAGCAUGUCGAUCUGAUGGACAACGAUAUGGGCGCUCUCGGCAGCGGCCACAUCCUGCUGGGCCACAUCCUGCACGACAAGCCCAACAUGAAGAUCUUGGACCUGACGUCCUGCCAUCUCGAGAAGAUGCCUGUGGAAGAGGUUCUGUCGGUCUUUGGCGAAUGCCACAUGGACGGACUCGAGGUCCUCGAAGCCUCACACAACGACUUUGGUAUGACCGAAGCCGGGCGGCAGAUCCUGACCCUCCUGCUGCGAAACAAGCCCCGUCUGCAGCGCCUCAACCUGUGCUUCAACAACCUGUGCCGCAUCACGGCCAACGACGUUGCUGCGAUGGAGGCCGAGUUCAAGUCCACGGGAAUGCCAGAGCUGGUGGAGCUGGACCUGGCAAGUAACUUCCUGGGCUCGACCGAGGGCGGCCGGGAGCUCUUGCGCUUCCUGCUGUCGUCCAAGCCGCGAAUGCGUAUCCUGAAGCUCGACUGGAGCUCGCUCUGGCAGCCUUCGGUCGAGGAGGCCGAGGAGCUGUUCCAGAGCUUUGUUGCGAUGGAGCAAAUCGAGGAGAUCCAGGUCUCACACAACGACCUCGGCAGCACCGAGGGCGGCAUCAAGGCGCUCCAGUACCUGGCCCACCACAAGCCCCAUCUGCGCCGACUCAUGCUGGACAACAACAACCUCGGCAAGGCCUCGCUGGAGGCCGCCGGGCCAGUCGUUCGGAGCCUCGGCGAAAUGGCCAAGAUCGAGGAGCUGGACCUGUCCUUCAAUGCGCUCGGCACGUCGGCCUGCGGGAAGGAGAUUCUCAAGCAGGCCCUGCACCAGAAGCCCUGGCUCCGAUGGCUCGGCCUGAGCGACAACGCCCUGGCCCAGCUCCGGCUGGCGCAGGAGGACGAGGCCCAACUCAGCACCGAGAUCGCCGAGCUGCGGGGACUCGAGAAGGUCAUCCUGGGCUCCAACCUGCUCGGCUCGACGGACGACGGACGCAAGCUGCUGCUGUACUUCCUACAGCGCAACAGCCUCCGGUCGCUCGACCUGAGCGAAAAUGCCCUUGGGUCCCUGACGCCGGAGGAGACCGAGGAGUACCUGUCUCGGCUGGGGCACAUGGACCGGCUCCGGGGACUCAACUUGUCGAACAAUGCGCUGGGCACGAGCCCGAACGGCAGCGACAUUCUGCGCUUCGGGCUCUGCAACAAGCCCGAGAUCGAGACGCUGCAGCUGCAGAUGAACCGGCUCUCGCAGCUGUCGCUGGACUGGGCAGAGCAGCUGUUUGAGCCCCUCGGGGAGAUGAAGCGCCUGGAGAUUGCCGCCUUUUCCCACAACCAGCUCGGCGAGACCAAGAGCGGCCGCCGCAUCCUCGAGAAACUGCUCCACCACAAGCCCCUGAUGACCUAUCUGCUGCUGGCCAACAAUGCGCUCGCUGCGGCGCCGAGCGAGGUGUUUCGCGAGAUCGAGGAUAUGAAGAGUCUCAAGAUUCUGAACGUCACCGAGAACGACCUGGCAGGCACUCGCGUUGGCCGGGUGCUCGAGAAGCUCGUGGAUGCACGGCGAACCAAGCUCUGUCUGCAGUGAAACGCAGAGCGAUUGGGCAAUAGAGGAUACGUAGAGAAUAGACCGCUAUUUCCCUCAAACGCAUGGACGGAC
Polychytrium aggregatum is the source of this 2650-nucleotide messenger RNA. RefSeq lists its product as uncharacterized. The coding region runs from base 167 to 2578 and encodes 803 amino acids. The transcript has a single exon. Gene Ontology annotation, molecular function: protein binding; GTPase activator activity. The record is from RefSeq and is a predicted model, not a curated record. Lineage: Eukaryota; Fungi; Chytridiomycota; Chytridiomycetes; Polychytriales.